Molecule: messenger RNA, 519 nt
Organism: Pseudozyma hubeiensis SY62
Lineage: Eukaryota; Fungi; Basidiomycota; Ustilaginomycetes; Ustilaginales; Ustilaginaceae
Exons: 2
Coding region: 1-519 (172 amino acids)
Cellular component (GO): cytosol; endoplasmic reticulum
Source: RefSeq, a predicted model, not a curated record
AUGUUUAACAGCCGAGCGUCGUCGAGCGCCGCGAUCAAGCGCCUCACCAUCGAAUACAAGCAGCUCUCCACCGACCCAAACACACUCUUCCCAGCCGUAGGUCCCAUCUCCGAAGACAACUACCUCGAAUGGGAGGCGCUCGUGCCUGGACCUGACGGCACACCUUUCGAAGGCGGUGUCUUCUCCGCCCGCCUCACCUUCCCCGCCUCGUACCCGCUCGAACCACCAACUAUGCGCUUCGAGCCUCCCAUCUUUCAUCCAAACGUUUACGCCGACGGUCUCGUUUGCAUCUCGAUCCUUCACGCACCUGGUGACGACCCAAAUAUGUACGAAUCCUCCUCGGAACGAUGGUCGCCGGUCCAGUCGAUCGAGAAGAUCUUGCUUUCCGUACUGAGCAUGCUCGCCGAACCCAAUGUCGAGAGCGGUGCCAACAUUGAUGCUUGUAAAAUGUUCAGGGACGACCGCGAAGGGUACGAGAAGAUCAUCCGCGAUUCUGUAAAAGAACAACUCGGCCUUUAA